Molecule: messenger RNA, 2248 nt
Organism: Cuscuta epithymum
Lineage: Eukaryota; Viridiplantae; Streptophyta; Magnoliopsida; Solanales; Convolvulaceae
Source: the annotation of a GenBank genome assembly
GAAAUUGUACGUAUCCAUUGGACGCCCUAGACCGCUCGACCCAGAGAUUUCAUAGGUUUUCGGUUUCAUUUCCUUGUCCUCUCUCCUGCACCUGCAGAUUUUCUCAGACAGGACACUAUUACUCCAUAUUAUUCGAAAUUAACUUAAAUAUUUUGUGUAUUCGAAUUCGUUGACUCAGAGUUUCGGCGCCGGCGACUGGGAUAAAACAUACUGAUGCAUUCCAGAGCAAGAUAUCCACCGCCGGGGAUGAGCGGCGGGGGACGAGGUGGCGGGGCCUUGAACCCUAAUCCGGGUCCUCCUUUUCAGCUGAGAAACCCUCAUCAGUACAUCCAGCGAACUCCGUUACCGAAUCAACAGCAUUUCCAGAACCAACAGUGGCUCAGAAAGAACGACCAGCAGAUGGCUGACUCCUCUGUCAGUGAGGUUGAAAAGACCGUGCAAUCUGAAUCCGUCAACUCGGGCUCGGAAGAUUGGAAGGCGCAGUUGAACUUACCUGCACCUGAUACACGGUUUAGAACUGAGGAUGUGACAGCGACAAAGGGGAAUGAAUUUGAAGAUUAUUUUCUGAAACGUGAACUGCUCAUGGGGAUAUAUGAGAAGGGUUUUGAGAAACCAUCCCCUAUACAGGAGGAGAGCAUACCAAUUGCUCUAACAGGAAGUGAUAUUCUUGCAAGAGCAAAAAAUGGAACUGGAAAAACAGCUGCCUUUUGCAUUCCUGUAUUAGAAAAGAUUGAUCAGGAGAAAAAUGCUAUUCAAGGUUGCAUCAUUGUUCCAACUCGAGAACUGGCUCUUCAGACAUCACAAGUUUGUAAAGAACUUGGGAAGCACUUGAAAAUUGAAGUCAUGGUUACUACAGGGGGAACUAGCCUAAGAGAUGACAUCAUGCGUCUUUAUCAACCAGUUCAUUUGCUGGUGGGAACACCUGGGAGAAUACUAGAUCUUGUAAGAAAAGGAGUUUGUGUUAUAAAAGACUGUGCAAUGCUUGUUAUGGAUGAGGCUGAUAAGCUUCUAUCACCGGAGUUCCAACCGUCCGUGGAGCAAUUAAUCAGGUUUUUGCCUGAAAAUCGUCAAAUAUUGAUGUUUUCAGCUACAUUCCCUGUCACAGUUAAAGACUUCAAAGAUAGAUAUUUGAAGAAGCCCUACGUAAUCAACCUGAUGGAUGAGCUUACUCUGAAGGGUAUAACACAAUUUUAUGCUUUUGUUGAAGAAAGGCAGAAGGUCCAUUGCCUGAACACACUCUUCUCAAAGCUUCAAAUAAACCAAUCAAUUAUUUUCUGCAAUUCUGUAAACCGAGUUGAACUUUUGGCCAAGAAAAUCACAGAGCUUGGCUACUCUUGCUUCUAUAUUCAUGCAAAGAUGCUUCAGGAUCACCGGAAUAGAGUAUUUCAUGACUUCCGCAAUGGUGCCUGCCGGAAUCUUGUUUGUACUGAUCUCUUUACAAGAGGCAUAGAUAUUCAAGCUGUCAAUGUUGUUAUCAAUUUUGAUUUCCCAAAGAAUUCAGAAACAUAUUUACACAGGGUUGGGCGAUCAGGGAGAUUUGGACACCUUGGUCUAGCUGUAAAUCUGAUAACUUAUGAGGAUCGCUUUAAUCUAUAUAGAAUAGAGCAAGAACUGGGAACAGAGAUCAAGCAGAUUCCUCCACAUAUCGAUCAGGCUAUAUACUGCUUGUGAUAUGUGUACUCUUGGUUGGUGUUAGUUAGCGAUGAAUGUGCUGGGCUCAACCUCUGAAUGUAUGAUAUCAUAAGGGUUGUAUUUUGAAGUCAGGCUAGACUGGAAGCCUGUUACCAUUCUUGGAGAUAUACCACCUCCUUAAAACUCUUUAUGGGCCCCAAAGUACAUCUGUCCCAAAUGCAGAAUGGAUGCACUAUGAAACUGUCCAUGGUGUAUGGUUGCUUAAUAUGACUGUUUUCUGACUAAAAGGAAAAAAAGGUUCUUCUGGAGUGACUGUGAUAAGAGAUUUUAAUGCUUUGUGUUUGCCUUGUGUUUCAGAUCCUUUAUAUUUGCAGGCACAAAGAUGUGUUCAAUUAUUGGCGUCUUUGAUGAUUAUCUAGCAGUUUAAGGAGAAACAUUAACAUACUGUAGUAGUAUAGACUCCUUUGUUUAGAUAAUCUUGUUGUUAAACUUUUCUGGUUCUCUAUUUAUGCCGCAUAAAAAUCCUUUCUGUCCUACUCGUUUAGUUCUUUAAAUAACAUGGAAAUAUGGAAUACAUAACAAGCAAGAAGAGCCCUAACACACCAGUACUCAAAGC